GACUUUCGGCCAAUCUCCGUGUAUUUAAGGGGUGUAAAGCCGCUUAAUUUUUUUAUUUUUUAACGAAAGUAAGAGUGCAAUCGCAAUUAACUCGUCAUCCUCCAUGAUGCGUGUUUUCACUUAAGUGGCUCUAUACGUACUGGCCAUGUAAAUUCAGAAUGAAAAAAACCGAAUGUGUGCGCUAGUGACACGGAAUCCCAAAUCUGAAUUCCUGAUCAGGAAUCCGUAUCCGGAAACCGGAUGUGUGCUGCCGGCCUUAAUGUAAACUGCACUUAUUGAGGUUGGGAUCCAAACGAAUGGAAAUUAUUAUUUUUGAACGCAUUUUUCUAAACUGCGUUUUCCAUGUUUAACACAUAAAAGAACUGCGACGAAAUUAUAAAGAUUUGUGCAAUAAUUUAUGACCAUCAUUCAAUAAAACCAUAAAACGGUAUUAUAAUAACUAUUAGGUACCAUAGAAAAUUGCAAACCUGACGAAAUAAGUUACAACUAAUCUGACUAAAUCUAAGCUGACUUCGACCAGAUUUGUCUUCUAUUGUAAAAUGUCAAUAACAUUAGACUAUAAGUGGAAAAAAACCUGAAAAAACCGAACCUGUUUGCUUCGAAGCUAAUGACCACCAUAUUUAUCUUUUCUUUCCUUUUUAGAAUUUUCAUGAUUUAUGACCUGCGUGCAUUUUAAUAUUUUAUUAACUAACUUCCCAAUAAAGAGGAGGUUCUUGAUUCGUCGGAUUUUUAUUGUAAUAUUUCCAUGUACAUAUGUAUUUUGAAAAUUUCACGCAAAAUCUAUGAUUGUAGCUUAGUUUUUUCCUCUAUUGCAUUUACCUACAGCAUUUGUAAUGUGACGUGCGUGUGUCCUAGUUUCAAAAGGUGAAGUUUCAUAUGAUCGCGAUUUGUAUAAGAAAUGAACAAUUAUGGGAAAUUUUACACGUUUCAUUAUUAUUAAUUUUUCUCUCGUUAACACACACGCAGAGAAAAUAAUGAUUACUUCAGUACGUUGAUAUCUACCGAAUUAGAGACGGUGUUUCCAUGAAUUAUUUAAAAGUUUCUUUGAAUUAAGUAAAGCCUACCUAAAAGGAUUAAUAGUAAGUAAAAAAUUGAAUAAUACUUUUUAUCACUAAAUACCUACUUCGAAAUUUUAUACCUUAAUAACUAAUUAGGUUAAUGACAUCUAUUAAUUAAAUAAACAAAUUAAAAACAAAACAAUUAGUUUCGACUAAUGUUAUCAUUUGGAUUAGCAAAUAUUAAUUAAGUUUUGUUUACCUAAUUAUCGGUUAAGUUAAUUGACCUACUAUAGAACAACAGUGUCAACAAAAUGUUGUAUCUACACAUCCUAUUGUUUAUGUAACUCAUUGAUCACACAAAUUGUAGUAACCUACUAAACUUUUACAACGCCAAAAACCCAAAACAAAAAAGUAGGUUUGUUGUCUAUGUAACGUGCAUUUAUAUGUAUUUUGUCUACCAUCACGCAUGUAACUUAAUCCGCUUCCUGUUCUCAUUAAGUGGCUAAAAUAAAAUAAUAUAUGAAUACAAUAAUUAGUGUUUUAUUCACAGUACGAGUCACGUAACGUUGACGCACAAUCGCGGUGCAGCACGGGCUGUGUACGAGUCGAAAUAGGGGGGAUUGUCGAGUUAAGUAAGAGGUUACGGCACAACAGCUAGCCCCAGCAUUCUCCUACCAGACGCACGCUUAAACGCUUCACUGGCUUCGAGAAAAUAUCGCGAAACACUGUAGAAACUCAUAACACUGAGAUCCAGGUCACUCGCUAACUAAACGGCUCACAAGUGCAACGAAAGUAAAAGUGUUUCGAUUCUUCGAGCUCCUAUCUAAGUAUCGUCACUCUAACAUGCAGACCAGAUACGCCGUCGUUUUGUGUUGCGUGGUAGCCGCUUGCGUUGCGCAAACGCAGCGACCGCCUGUCUCAGACAGCGCGCUUGAAGAUGCACUACAAGACAAACGGUUCAUUCAGAGACAGCUGAAGUGCGCUCUCGGAGAAGCACCCUGCGAUCCCAUCGGAAAGAGAUUGAAGACACUCGCGCCACUGGUGCUUCGUGGGGCCUGUCCUCAGUGUACGCCACAAGAGACCAAGCAAAUACAGCGCACUCUAUCGUAUGUGCAACGAAACUUCCCUCAACAGUGGGCCAAGAUAGUCCGCCAAUACGCAGGAUAAACACAAAAACAUAAAAUGUAAAGGACAUGGUCGGAUGAAAUCAUUAAAAUUGUGAUUUUAAUAGUGAUUUGUGCAUGGUUAUAUUUUUGAUGUUGUAAAUUUUAAUAAAAUCGUACGGCAAAAAAUCAUGCCACAAAUCACGAAAUAUUAGUCCAAAAAAUAUUAAUGCUCUUAUUUAUAAAUUAAUAAAUCCGUAGAUCAAUAUGAAGAUUGUUGUAUUUAAUAAAUAAUUAUGUACUUAACAUUUAAAAAUCUUUAACAGCGCAAUCUAGUUUUAAGUAUUUUUAACUGGUUUCAUCAAUUAGUGUAUUUUACUAUGUAUAUUUUUAAGUAACAUGGGCAGGGUAUUUCGGUACUAAAGCAGUACUUGCCUUUAACGCAAUAAAGUUAGAUCCACCUAAAUUAUAAUUUUGUAAUUAAAUUAUAUUUCGCAAUAAAGAACAUAAAAAAAGAAAACA
Helicoverpa armigera (cotton bollworm) is the source of this 2623-nucleotide messenger RNA. It is a transcript of the gene CSP16, whose product is annotated as ejaculatory bulb-specific protein 3. The record is from RefSeq and is a predicted model, not a curated record. The transcript is spliced from 3 exons. Bases 1842 to 2165 code for a protein of 107 amino acids. Lineage: Eukaryota; Metazoa; Arthropoda; Insecta; Lepidoptera; Noctuidae.